GUGACAAAGAUGAAGAACAAAACAUAGAGGAUACAGACCUUAUGGACUGGAAUUCGAUCUUCGAGAUUGGCUUCAUCUUUUGUUUCUGUUCCUUCAGCUUUAUGGUGGUGUGUUGACAGCGGUUUGCCUGCAAUUUUUUGUGACUGGGAGAGGAGGUAUCUUUGCAGUCAUAGGACCAGACUGACGUGUAAGCAUCCAUGGAGGCUGAUAUUAUACAAGCAUCGAGCAAGGAAAAUAAUGGAGGUGAUGAGAACAUUCCAAUUGACAAGAUUGGGUCAGUAGGUGGGGAAGUAGUAGGUGAGGGUGAAAAUUCUAAGGCUGUUGAAAUGGGUGAGGAAUUAGAUGACGAAACCGAAGAUGAGGUGGUAGAUGAAGUAGAAAAGGAAUCAUAUGUAGAUGCAGGUAGUAAUGAGGGUGGCAAUACUGGUAACGGUGAAGUUACAACACCCAAUCCUACCUCUAGGGUUCCUUAUGUUGGUUUGGAGUUUACCGAUGAGGAUCUGGCCUUCCAGUUCUAUGAUGAGUAUGCGAGGUUGACGGGCUUUGGUAUUAGGAAGCAGAAGCUAUACCGGUCAAGAACAAAGAAGAUUGAUGGUAAAGGGGAGCUCCUAUCACGGUUGUAUGUGUGCCACAAAGCAGGUUUUAAGCAGAAGAACGACAAACGACAGAGAGGCAAAGUAGUGAAGCAAAGACCGGAGGUUAGAGUUGGAUGUGAGGCACUUAUGCGGAUUAAAGCAAUUCCGAGUGGUUUCGUGGUGGACAAAUUUGUGGAAAGCCACAAUCAUGAACUUGUCCCCGAGGAGGACACAUUCACACUCAGGUCACAUGAAGGAUGUAAUGCUGCUGUGAAGGUAAUGGUCGAGCAUCUCAUUAACGCAGGACUGAACCCAGCCCAAAUAUUUGAUGCCGUAGGGGAGGCCCUUGGUGGGCAUCGUAACGUUGCGGAUAUUACGAAAAAUAGCAGCUUAGUUGUUUUUGAGGACAAUUAUCCAAGCUGUUCAUGUGGUCGAGGGUUGAUGCGACCUGUGCUCAUCACAGUACCCGGUUGGCCCGGUCAAAGACAAAUCUUAGUUUGCCCAAUCACCAGUGAUAAAGGUGUCGCUUGCUCUGAGGUGUUACCUUGGAAUCCUGCAAAAUGGCUCAAGCAUAUCCACGGUGGUAACGACGCAAAGGUGGAUUACUUGCAGACACCGUAAGGUGAUGGUAUGAUAUAUCAACAUCACUAAUGAUUAUCCACAUGUGCUGUUUGGUUUAGGAUGGCUACUGUUAUUACAUGUAAUUGUGAACUUACACUUUGAUGGUGGUGGACUAUUGUAACAAAGCUCGUAACUUAAUAUAGUGUAGCUAUAAUAUAUAUGGUU
This is a messenger RNA of Telopea speciosissima, 1361 nucleotides long. RefSeq names its product protein FAR1-RELATED SEQUENCE 5-like. The coding region runs from base 198 to 1196 and encodes 332 amino acids. The record is from RefSeq and is a predicted model, not a curated record. The transcript has 4 exons. NCBI's taxonomy places the organism in Eukaryota, Viridiplantae, Streptophyta, Magnoliopsida, Proteales, Proteaceae.